UUUCAAAACUUAACAAGAGAGAGGGAGGAGAGAACCGAAGACGACGACGAAGAAGAAGAAACACCAACAAAUUUCAACAAUUGAAAUUUCUCCUUUUUCUUUCAUUGUUUUCAAUAUCGAAUGCUUUAAAAAAACUUUAGCUUUUCUCUUUACCUCUCUCUAUGCGUCGACCGGAAUGAAAAUCUUCUUUGUUUCUUCCAACUUCGUGGUGGAAAUCUCGAGCUUGGAGAAAUUUGGUGUUCUCUUCUGGAAUUUUAGGUCUUGGAGAUUGUGAAUUGGGAUUUGGAUCUAAAAGUGAUUCAAUUCGAGUUUAUUUAAGGCAAUUUGUGAGAUUAUUCGGUUGAUUUUCAGCUGUGGCUGUGUAGGUGGAUUGAGAAAAAAAGAUUUGAAUUUAUUUUUUCUUAAAUUUGAGGGAGCUGGAAUUGGAUGGGGGAAGGAGAAGGAAGUGAGUUCCCGCCAAAAAAGGUGCAAUCCGAUACGGCAGAUUUUCCGGCGAGGAAGCUUGCAAGGCAGCUGGAUUUCACGGCCGGUUUAGGUGGGGUUUCUUCUGCUGGUGUAGUUUUGCCGGAACACCCGCAAUUGACACAAGAAAUGGCUUUGGCUCCGCCUUCGGCAUUGGCGGCUGCUACAGUUACUCGGCAACAGCAGCAACAGAUAAAGCCACCGCAGGUGGUGGCAACCUCCCCUCUGGCCACUUUGCAACCUCUUACUACAGCAUCGUCGAGGGUUCUAAAACCAGAAUCCCCAAAAGUAAAACCAAGAGCAACUGAACUAAAAGAUGCCACUCCAAAGAAGCAGAAGCAGUGCAACUGUAAACAUUCUCGGUGUCUGAAACUGUACUGUGAGUGCUUUGCAUCUGGGAUAUAUUGUGAUGGGUGCAACUGUGUUAAUUGUUAUAACAAUGUUGAGAAUGAAGCUGCGAGAAGAGAUGCCAUUGAAGCAACUUUGGAGCGUAAUCCAAAUGCAUUCAGGCCAAAAAUUGCUAGCAGUCCCCAUGGUGCACGGGAUAGCAGGGAAGAUGCUGGGGAAGUUUUAAUAUCGGGAAAACACAACAAAGGAUGCCACUGUAAGAAAUCUGGGUGCCUUAAGAAGUACUGUGAGUGUUUCCAAGCCAACAUUCUCUGCUCUGAAAACUGCAAAUGCGUGGACUGCAAAAACUUUGAGGGUAGUGAAGAGAGGCAGGCUCUUUUUCAUGGUGACCAUGCCAACAACAUGGCAUAUAUUCAGCAGGCCGCAAAUGCUGCCAUAACUGGAGCUAUUGGGUCCUCUGGUUUUGCAUCCAUUCCAGUAUCUAAGAAGAGAAAAGGCCAGGAACUGUUCUUUUGGUCAACUGCCAUGGAUCCAUCUGUUCACAGGCUUGGACACUUUCCGCAGGCAACUCAAAUCAGAGCUUCUGCACCCUCCUCUUCUGUUCCAGUUUCCCGUUCGGGUACAACUGCUGCAGCUGGCAUGUCAAAAUUCACAUAUAGGUCUUUGUUAGCGGACAUCAUUCAGAAGCAGGACUUGAAGGAGCUUUGUUCUGUUUUGGUAGUUCUAUCUAGAGAAGCUGCAGAGACACUUGCAGAUCAGAGAAGUUUGACUGAAAAAUGGGCCGAAGAUCAGACCGAAACCUCCCUUGCGUUAUCCACUCAGGACAGGCUGCAAAGCCAUAAAGAUUCUGAUGCUGAGAAAACCAUUGCUGAUGAUUGUUCAAGUGCAAAUCAGGCUGAUAGAGCUGGCCGUGAGGAUUCCAGCUCAGAUGGUGCUGAUACGCCAAAGCAAAGGCCUAUGUCUCCGGGAACUUUGGCAUUGAUGUGUGAUGAAGAAGAUAAAAUGUUCGUGGAAGCUCCCUCUAAUGGAGUCAUGGGCCAUGGCUGCAGUACAUCUUCUCAAAUGACGGAGAUUUAUGCAGAGCAGGAAAUAAUUGUUUUGACAAAGUUCCGGGAUUGUCUAAAUAGGCUUAUCACUUUCGGAGAAAUAAAAGAAACAAAAUGUUCAUCAUUAGCUAGAACAGAGAUAGGUAGUCAAAGAAGCCUCAGUAAUAGAACUGAAGUCAGAAAUGAGACUGGGGAUCGACAAGGAUCUGUUACCAAUGAAGUUCCGGAAAAUGUUAGUCCACUUACAGUAAAGACAUCUCAUAUGGAUGCUACUGUAGUUGCCACUGCUAACAACGAUCUUCAACGGCCUCCAUCCCUUCCUGAAAACGGGGGUGCUAAAUCGGAAAACGAAAAACAUAUAUAAAGAACCAAAAUGCUGACUAUUUGGCACAAGGUAUGAUACUCAUCUUCACUAUUCUACCCUCUCCACCGUCAGAUUUGAUGCAACACCAAGGUGAUUGUGGGAGCUGACAGGUUCUCUGAUUAAUUUCUACAUUAUCGAUAAACUUAUUGGUUUUCCUCCUUUGCCAUAGCUUUAGCUCAUUACAGUAUUUUGGUGUUAUUUGCCCAUCCAUUUUUUCAGGGAUUUUUUUAUAGCAUGGAGUUGCCUCAACCAUUAAUGUAUUUUAUUUUUUAUUUUUUGAGGUCGUAGUUUAAGAAUAAGGAAAGGGUUUCGGAUGUCGGAUUUAAAUCCAAACCCUUUGAAUGCAACUUCUGUUAAGAAUGUUACAUUAACCGACUAAGACAGGAGUUCAUGUGUUUCAUUGUUUGUAUGUAACCUUAUUCUUCUGAAAUGAAGAAAACUCGA
Hibiscus syriacus is the source of this 2664-nucleotide messenger RNA. RefSeq names its product protein tesmin/TSO1-like CXC 5. NCBI's taxonomy places the organism in Eukaryota, Viridiplantae, Streptophyta, Magnoliopsida, Malvales, Malvaceae. The record is from RefSeq and is a predicted model, not a curated record. The transcript is spliced from 8 exons. Gene Ontology annotation, cellular component: nucleus. The coding region runs from base 427 to 2220 and encodes 597 amino acids. Gene Ontology annotation, biological process: regulation of DNA-templated transcription.